ACAUUUAACUACAGUGUGCUCUGGCAGCUGGCCAGUUUGUGUGCAACUUUAAGUGACUAUACAUAUUUUCAUUUCUUUCAACAGACUAUAGAGUUACACAGUAAUUAAGAAAAAUUAUGAAUAAUUCUCUGUUCGCUUAUCAUUAUUAUUAUUAUUUAUAUGACAUUGAGAAUUAGAUAUAAUGCAAGCGUUAAAUCUUCAAGAGAAUUAGAUACAUACUCUAUAUUAAGAACCGACGAUACUUCGAUCCAGAAAUAGAUCUACAGGCUACACCUGUUCAGUCAUAACAUUUUACGAAGACAUUACGAGCCAAUUAGAAGAUCACAGCAAAUCCUUUAAAAUAGAAACAAUUAAAUUUAUCAAUUCUCCGUACGAUUUAUUCGUGGGAUUUAAUUUCAUCGUAAAACGAAACAUCUCAUUUAUUUCCUUGUCCAUUUAUCUUUCUGGAUAUAAUUAUCUAAAUUACCUAAUAUUUAUCUAUUACUCGUUUCGACAUCAAAGUAAUUAUCUCCAGCAUCAAUGACCGUACUUUAAUCCCACAACAAAAACAUCUCUCACGUCUUUCGAGUUCGACGACGGUCGAUUGUAGACUCUUGUUCGAAGGAAAAUCCGUAACCCAAGACGAGCGAUAAAACUGUGCUACAAAUAAAGAAAUAACAAAAAUAGAGUUGUCGGUACGUGGAUGCCGUGGCUGUCGAGGAGUGCAUGCCGGGGGUCCCCGGGAUUGCCUCCCUAGCCUUACAAGGCCCCGGGUGACUUACGCUUAUUUUGACGCUUCACCAACUAAAAUUAGAGCCCGCACUCUUUGGGAGUUUUGGGACGUGUAUGCAUACGUGCGUGCACCUGCAUGGGGUGGAGGUGCUCCAGUUUAGGAUGAUUUUAUCACACUCCGUCCCUCUUCACGAGACAGCCACGUGCUGAAAAUGCUAAUGCUAGAAAACGGAUAGCUUUACGAGCAAGCUCGACGAGUAAUUCGUAUGUAUUACGAAUCGUUGCUCUUUACCAGUUAAAUUAUUACCGUAUCGUAUGACUUGUCUUUGUAUGAGAUAGUGAAACAUGAAAAAUGACUGUGCAGCAUAAUUCUUCGAUCUAUUAUACGUGUAACGGAAUAGAUGCAGAAGGGAAGAAUUGAUAAUUUAUUUUUUCAAAGAUAGAGUCGUUAAUUACUUACUUUGGCUGAAACAAAACUUAAAAAUUUAUUAUCAAGCGUCAUAAAUAAGAUUUAUUAGAUAAGUUAACGAACAGUUUUAUUUUCUAGUUAUGUGAUAAUAUAGUUAUAAUGAUCGUGGUUUAAGUUAUAGAUAAAUUAUGUUCAUUGAGAACGGACGGAAAAUUAUUAGUUUCUCGAUGAUUAUAAUGAAAUUGUCUUGAUCUUCUAAACACAGUCAUCUUCUACGUUCUACAUAUUUAAGUACGCAUGUGUCACAACACUUGCAACGGCGCAUACAUAUGUUAACGUGGUUCUUUAUCAACAAAAAGCGAAAAACAAUUACUUUCGUAACCUCGAAUUCGAGACACAGUACCAGGUACGUUUUAUGAUCUAAAGACUUUAUUUCAAUACAAUUUAACAACAUAUCUUGUUUGUAUAAAGUAUGGUUUAUUUGUGAAAUAGUUACAGUGAUUAUUACUGUCAUGUGUAUCUUGUAUCCUAUUCUAUUAAAACGAGAAUAAUCAAGCGAUGACAAAGAUCGCCAUUCUUUCUAAAAUGUAAUCUAUGUCUCAUCGUAUAGUCACGAAAGAAAAUAAAAUGUUGAUAGAAAUUCAGAUGUAUUUAAGUAUAAAGGGAUUAAGUUAAUGAUCUGUGAUUAUUAAUGUAUCUGUGAAACGAGUUACGUUCGUUAAGGAAUUUUAUGAUCCAAUUCGAACGAGAAUAAAACAUGCCGAGGUUGCAAAAAACAUCAAUAUGUCAAUACAAGUAAUAUAGGAAUGUUUUAGAAAUAUAAGAUUUAUAUGAUAUUGGCACAAAAUGUAAUAUUAAAGGUAGUAUUCUUAUAUUAUGUUUACAAUGAAGGAAGUUAUACCAAUGAGCUGGUUGAACCAGAUAUUGUUGAUUUUAAGUAUAUUAGUUACAUUGUUAUGUAUAUUUAUACAAGAAUGGGCUGGUCUGAUACCAUUAUAUAUUUCUAUUUCAUGGGCUAUUUUUAUCAUAAUAUUAUCAGUGUGGCUCAGUUGUUUUUUAUUUCAAGUUGCAUUAAAAGCUAAUAGACCACUUAAUAUAAGGUUUGUUAAUAACUGGUUAUAUAACAAAUUUGUAAAUAAUUUGAAAUUACAAAUUGAUUCCAAAGAAAAAAGUGAAUGUAUUAGUAAAUAUGAGAAUGAAGUAAGAACAAAUAAAAACACAAACUCAACAGAAGCAUCUAAAGAAAAGCGAAAGGAAAAAGUAAUAAUUAGAUCUAGUGGAAAAGAUACUUCUAUAAAAAGAAAGAGAGCGAUAGAAAUAUAUAAUUUAGUAACAGAAAUAAAUUUAAAAUGCAUAAAGGUUUGGUAUAAAUCUAUCAGCGAUGAUAAAUCAUUCCCUAAUGAAGCACAAGAAUUGCUAAAAAAAUUACUGACCAAACUGUUUCAUAAGAUCAGUUUAAUAGACAAAAUAAAGCUUACUCAUAAGCUGUUUAAUGUGUUCUUAUUACAUUUAAAAGAAUAUCACAGAGCAUUACGACGAGUUGAGAAAGGAACAGCACCAAAUAUUGAGGAAGCAUUUAGAUAUUUACAUCCUGGUUCUCGUAAUAUGCCAGCGUUAGAACAUAUGCUUCAUCGAAUGGUUACUAUCCUAGCACAAGAAUUUUUACAAUGGGAGUUAACAAGUUCAUUACCAUGUAAACUGUUACUAUCUAUCUUAGCAAAAAGAUUAUUAAUAGUUGUUGAAACAGUAAGUUCUCCAAAUUGGUUAUUUCAAAAUUUAUCUGACUUUUUACUGCAACAAACACCAAAAAAUGUUGCCAAAGUUCAAAGUAAACAGGAAGAAAAUAUUUCACAUGUCCAAAAAGUUAUAUCCAAUGCUCUAGGAGAUGGUAUAACAUCUGCGACAGCAGCUGUGAUUCCACGAUCACUACCAAAACCAAAAUCUGAAUCAUCUACUAAAUCUUUAAUUAAGCAUGAGAAUACCUCAGUAUCUAUAAAUGAUAAGAGACCUACUUUACAUUUACAUAACUUAGGUACAGAACACAGAGGUCUAUGGGGUCAAAGUGUAGUAGAGAUAGAUGCUGACAUAGAAGGGGAUAAAAUAUCUCCUGUAUAUGAGGAACCUACAGAUUUUGCUACAACAAUUGCUAGACUUAGAAAUGUAUUACAGCAAAAGUCAACUGUGAAUACACCAUUACAUGUGGAAGAAAAAUCUUAUGUAGUAUAUGAAGGUAGUCAAUUUACAAAUUUGUCAAUUCCUUGGACAGAAUUUCAUACAGCUCUUGAUGGAUCACAACAAUUACUUUAUUGUAUUCAAUUUGAUGAUAUAGAACAACGGGGAGUUGAUCUAUUUGAAACUACAACUGCUACUGUUAGAAGACAAUACCGCGAUUUUGCUCAGUUACAUACUAGUCUACAAGAGAUUCCAGAAUUAGCACCUAUUAUGUCAAACUUGGUAUUACCAAAAGGUGGUCGUCUUGAAUUAGAGAAUUAUUUGAAAACUUUAACUACACGCUUGGCUAGUGAAUGCCCACCGCAAUUGCGGCAUUUUUUACGUCCAAGUAGUAACGCUAAUAAAAAAGCAGAUGUGGUUGCACCUCGAUUUGACAAAUUUUUAGUCAAAACAGUAAGUGGUGUUUUUAAUACUCUAAGAACAGUCGUUCCAGGUUUUGAAAUUGAACAAGAAGAAGAAAAUGUUCCGUUACCAACGUUAAUGCCUUUAGCUGAUAUUCCGUGGAGAUUCGUCGAGAAUAUUAAAUCGAAAAGUCUAGCAUCUGAACUUCAACAAUUAAUAACUGAAAGAACUGAAUAUUCUUGCGUGGAUUCUGCUUACGAAGCUGUUGAUUCAAUGGAGAGUGCUAAUGAUUCUGCAUUAUUAACUCAUUGGUGGGAAACUGUAAAAAGUUCUUAUGAAGAGGACCUUGAUGAUUUGGAUUCACAUCUAAUAUUAACAUGUGUUGCUGUCGAUCUUAUUUGUGAAUUAUUGGCAGGAGUUGGAAGUAAUAAUACCUUGCAGCAAGAGGCAGUUGUUCGAUGGGUAAAGCUACUCUUUGGAAAUGUUACUGAACCUAUAUUACAAACUGUUACUUUACAAAUUUUUGAUCAAUUGGGUAAUAUAUCACUUCAUAAUGUCCAAAAUAAACUUUCUGAGGAACCACUGGAACUAUUAAAAAAAAGACUGUUGCAAGAAUUAUUAGUUAAACUUCCAAAUGAUGUAAAAUUAGUAUUUGGCGAAGAUGACACGUUAAAUAUUUUAAAGUAUAUACUUGAUUCUUAUGAAAUAAAGAAGAUUAAUGUAGACUUAAACCUACAAAUAUUAGAUGUUCUAGCAUCACAGCUAUUAAGUACAUGUAGGUCAAAACAUAGUACAACUCUUUAAUAAUUUAAUUUUAUUUUAAUUCAAUAACAAAAGGUUGAUUCAAUUCCUUUUCUCAAUUUUAUUCAGCCAUUGAUCAAGUUACAUGUAUUAGAAGUUGCUAAUUACUGAAAUAUGUUUUAGUUGAAAGGAAUUGAUGUGCCAUAUGUAACUAAAUUUGUUGAUUUAAUAAUGUAGAAUUAUAUAAAAUUUUCAAAAACAGA
Bombus pyrosoma is the source of this 4698-nucleotide messenger RNA. RefSeq lists its product as uncharacterized. The transcript is spliced from 10 exons. NCBI's taxonomy places the organism in Eukaryota, Metazoa, Arthropoda, Insecta, Hymenoptera, Apidae. The record is from RefSeq and is a predicted model, not a curated record. Gene Ontology annotation, molecular function: phosphatidylinositol binding. Gene Ontology annotation, cellular component: intracellular membrane-bounded organelle. The coding region runs from base 1997 to 4498 and encodes 833 amino acids.